AUGUUGACUAAACUGGGUUUUGAUUCCAAAUGGAUUGCCAUUGUUAUGAGUUGUGUCCAAUCUGUCUCUUAUGCUAUUCUUGUCAAUGAGGAACAGACCACGGAGAUUACUCCAACUUGUGGUAUCAGGCAGGGUGAUCCUUUAUCACCAUAUCUAUUUAUUCUAUGUGCAGAGGGUUUGUCAGCAUUGUUAUCUCAGGUGAUAGUCUGGUUUUAUCACAGCUUCUUAUUUGGUGAGGCAACUGUGCAAGAAUGCCUUCAUGUGCGGGCAAUCCUUGAUAUUUAUGCAAAAGCUUCUGGACAAAGGGUCAAUUUUCAAAAAAGUAGUGUGGUAUUUAGUAAAAAUGUCCCUAUAGAUUUGCAGAAUGAGUUGGCUACUAUUCUUGAGGUGCAGUGUGUGGAGGAGCAUGAUCGUUAUUUGGGCUUGCCCUUGACAGUAGGUAAAUCAAAAACAGCUAAAUUCUUGUACAUUAAGGAGAAGCUGACCAAAAGGUUGGUGAAUUGGAAGGCUAAACUUCUAAGCAGUGCGGGUAAAGAGAUCCUCAUAAAAGCCAUGGCUCAGACCAUGCCGUUGUAUGCUAUGAAUUGCUACUUGUUACCAAAAGGGUUGUGCGAUGAUAUUCAUCAACUCUGUGCGUCUUUCUUUUGGGGAGACACUGAUGCUAAAAAGAGGAUUCAUUGGUGUAGCUGGGAAAAAUUGUGCCUCACCAAGCAAGAAUGA
Molecule: messenger RNA, 720 nt
Organism: Rosa chinensis
Lineage: Eukaryota; Viridiplantae; Streptophyta; Magnoliopsida; Rosales; Rosaceae
Exons: 2
Coding region: 1-720 (239 amino acids)
Source: RefSeq, a predicted model, not a curated record